CGAUGGCAAAUCCAGCCGUGGCCGCGUACGAAGCCGCGUUCAGGCUGGUCCAAAUGCCCAGCGCGUUCGUUGCCACGAGCGCGCUUCCGUAUCCGGCGCCGUACGUCUUCCACCUCACGGGCAUGGACGAGGCGGUGUCGUGGCCACUCGGCGCCACGCAGGCAGCGCAGAUCGCUGCGCUCUACCCCGACAAGAUCAUCGCCGAGGCACACAUCGAAUUCGACGAGGCGUACUUGGACGACCAUGACGCCGUGCUGGAUAUCGUCGAUCGCGUCUGA
This is a messenger RNA of Saprolegnia diclina VS20, 278 nucleotides long. RefSeq lists its product as hypothetical. The record is from RefSeq and is a predicted model, not a curated record. The annotation marks the transcript as partial. NCBI's taxonomy places the organism in Eukaryota, Oomycota, Saprolegniomycetes, Saprolegniales, Saprolegniaceae. The transcript has a single exon.